AUGGCGUGGGGAAGGCCUGGUAGAAUGGAGGCGGGAGGAGGCGGAAUCCCUUCCCUGCAGGCAGCCGGGCGGCCCCGCGCGGGGCUGCUGCUCGGGCCGCCGCCCUCGGCCUGCCGAGAGGAGGCGCAGUCGUGCGGAUCGCACGGAGAUGCUAAAACGGAACAAAAACCUGGUGAGAAAAAGAGGGGAGUGAAGAGACAACGUGAAGACCAUGGCCGUGGAUAUUUUGAGUACAUUGAGGAAAAUAAGUACAGCAGGGCCAAGUCCCCUCAACCACCUGUUGAAGAAGAAGACGAACAUUUUGAUGACACAGUGGUUUGUCUUGAUACUUAUAACUGUGACCUGCAUUUUAAAAUCUCAAGAGACCGGUUUAGCGCUUCCUCUCUGACCAUGGAAAGCUUUGCUUUCCUCUGGGCUGGAGGGAGAGCCUCCUAUGGUGUUUCUAAAGGCAAAGUCUGCUUUGAGAUGAAGGUUACAGAAAAGAUUCCUGUUAAACACCUGUAUACAAAAGACAUUGACAUACAUGAAGUGCGAGUUGGCUGGUCACUGAACACAAGUGGAAUGUUGCUUGGUGAAGAAGAAUUUUCUUAUGGGUAUUCUCUAAAAGGAAUAAAGACAUGCAAUUGUGAGACUGAAGACUUUGGUGAGAAGUUUGAUGAAAAUGAUGUGAUUGGAUGUUUUGCUAAUUUUGAUGGUGAAGAAGUGGAACUCUCAUACUCAAAGAAUGGACAAGAGCUUGGUGUUGCAUUCAAAAUAAGUAAGGAAGUUCUUGAUGGGCGGCCACUCUUCCCACAUGUUCUCUGCCAUAACUGUGCGGUUGAGUUCAACUUUGGUCAGAAGGAGGAACCUUACUUUCCUGUACCUGAAGAGUAUACCUUCAUCCAGAAGGUCCCUCUGGAGGAUAGAGUCCGAGGACCAAAGGGACCUGAGCAAAAGAAAGAUUGUGAGGUGGUGAUGAUGAUUGGCUUGCCUGGAGCUGGCAAGACUACAUGGGUUACCAAACAUGCAGCAGCAAAUCCUGGGAAAUACAACAUUCUUGGGACAAAUACUAUUAUGGACAAAAUGAUGGUUGCAGGUUUUAAGCGGCAGAUGGCGGACACUGGAAAACUUAACACACUGUUGCAGAGAGCUCCACAGUGUCUUGGAAAGUUCAUUGAGAUUGCAGCUCGUAAGAAGCGGAAUUUCAUUUUGGAUCAGACAAAUGUGUCUGCAGCUGCGCAGAGGAGAAAAAUGUGCCUGUUUGCAGGCUUCCAGCGCAAAGCAGUUGUUGUUUGCCCAAAAGAUGAAGACUACAAGCAAAGAACACAAAAGAAGGCAGAGGUGGAGGGAAAAGAUCUUCCAGAGCAUGCAGUUCUCAAAAUGAAAGGGAACUUCACACUGCCAGAGGUAGCAGAAUGUUUUGAUGAAAUAAUCUAUGUAGAGUUGCAAAAAGAAGAAGCUCAGAAGCUUUUGGAACAAUAUAAAGAAGAAAGUAAGAAAUCUCUUCCACCGGAAAAGAAGCAGAACACUGGCUCAAAGAAGAACAAGAAGAGCAAUAAAAAUCAAUUUAAUAGGGGUCAGAGAGGUCGUGGAGGAUUCAACAUGCGGGGCAAUUUCAGAGGAGGAGUCCCUGGCAAUCGUGGUGGAUACAACAGGAGAGGAGGCAACAUGCCUCAGCGAGGUGGUGGAGGUGGCGGAGGUGGUGGUGGCAGCAGCGGUGCAAUUGGCUACCCAUAUCCUCGCGGCCCUGUCUUUCCAAGCAGAGGUGGCUACUCAAACAGAGGAAACUAUAACAGAGGUGGAAUGCCCAACAGGGGAAACUACAACCAGAACUUCAGAGGAAGGGGAAAUAAUCGUGGCUACAAAAACCAAUCUCAGGGCUACAACCAGUGGCAGCAGGGUCAAUUCUGGGGUCAGAAGCCAUGGAGUCAGCAUUAUCACCAAGGAUAUUAUUGAAUACCCAAAUAAAUGAACUGAUACAUAUUUCUCCAAAACCUUCACAAGAAGUCGACUGUUUUCUUUAGUAGGCUAACUUUUUAAACAUUCCACAAGAGGAAGUGCCUGCGGGUUCCUUUUUUAGAAGCUUUGUGGGUUGAUUUUUUUCUUUUCUUUUUUUGUACAUUUUUAAUUGCAGUUUUAAAGUGAUUCGUAAGAGAACCUCAGCAUUGUGCACGAUAAGAGAAUGUGUCAGUAUUUCAGGGUUCUACAUUUUAUCUGUAAAAUGUGACUUUUUUUUUACCACAACAAAAGUAAAACGUUGCUUUGUACCUGGUGUCUUUUUAUUAAAGAAUUUUCUCCUUUUUCCCCAUCCCCCAAUUUCUAAGAAACAGUCGUGAGUCAUGUCACAAUAUGAUCGAAAUGUUAGCAACCAGAUUCGUACGGAGGCUCCUUAGUAGCCCUCAUGAAUACCAUGAGAUCAUGUAAAGCUCCAUAUUACACUCCAUCCUCUCUACGAAGCUUCUGGGUGGGGAGGGGAAGAGGGGGAGGUGAAAGUUUCUGGCAAUAACUAGGACUUUUUUGUAACAUUUGGAACUCAAUGAGAUGUUGGGGGCAAAGAGGAAACCUGGGGCUAAAUAGUGAAGGUGGAGUGUAUGUAGAAGCUCUUUAAGUUGUAAAACUUGGUUGCAUUAUUUGUGGAGGCUCAAACUUGUGAAGGUACAACACCAUAAUUUCUUUUCCAUUUGUUCUGCAUUUUGAUUCUGAAAAGAAGCUGGCUUUGCCCAUUUCUUAUUAAACAAAACUUGUUGUAAAUCCAGUUGUCUAAUGGGAUCUAUAUGAAGUUAGCUGUGUGUCUGUAUAACUUUUUCCCCACAAAAUACUGUAUACCUAGUGUGCUUGUAGUAGUUACUCCACCAUUUUGUAAGCUAAUGAAACUGUGAGUCACCCAUUUUAUAUCUAAUUUUUAAUCAUGUCAAUUCUCAAAUGGGUGUAUCUCCUCAGCCUGCUGAUUCCUUUUCUCUUUAAAGAAAGUGGGUGGAGAAAUUUAACUCUAGACGUUUGUUUGCAAUAAAAUAAAUUCAUUUUACUCUUGUUUUGGGAUUGUUGCCAUCAAGGUCUAAAAUCCCUUUAAGGCUAUAAAGAGGAAGAGAAUGUAUGAAAGCGAUAAUGUUGGACAGUUUUAAACUCAUUACUCUGUACAUGCUGAAAUACUUGUGUUUCUUUAAAAAUCUAAAUUGGUGGUUGCUCUGUUA
Messenger RNA from Charadrius vociferus (killdeer), 3170 nucleotides. It is a transcript of the gene HNRNPU, whose product is annotated as heterogeneous nuclear ribonucleoprotein U (scaffold attachment factor A). Gene Ontology annotation, molecular function: snRNA binding; pre-mRNA binding; poly(C) RNA binding. The transcript is spliced from 14 exons. Bases 1 to 1935 code for a protein of 644 amino acids. The record is from RefSeq and is a predicted model, not a curated record. Gene Ontology annotation, biological process: regulation of mitotic spindle assembly; negative regulation of telomere maintenance via telomerase; positive regulation of transcription by RNA polymerase II. Gene Ontology annotation, cellular component: catalytic step 2 spliceosome; nuclear speck; inactive sex chromosome. NCBI's taxonomy places the organism in Eukaryota, Metazoa, Chordata, Aves, Charadriiformes, Charadriidae.